Molecule: messenger RNA, 711 nt
Organism: Dendronephthya gigantea
Lineage: Eukaryota; Metazoa; Cnidaria; Anthozoa; Malacalcyonacea; Nephtheidae
Exons: 3
Coding region: 1-711 (236 amino acids)
Source: RefSeq, a predicted model, not a curated record
AUGAAUUCAAAACAUUACAGCUGGCCAGACAAAAGGAUAUUUCAACUCAUAGAUAUUAAACCGCCCCCGCGACUGGCUUACUGCGACCUAUCCAAUAAUGGCUGGACACUUAUCGCGCGAUUUUCAAAUGGUGAUGCUAAACAUUGGAUUACAAAUGGUUCCUUUUGGUAUGACAAAAACACACCGUAUGGAGAGUUUAACGAUCCCACAAACAACACGGAUAUGAUUUCGUCCGCUUUCUGGAAAGUGAAAGGCAAAGAAUUUCGGGUGACAAGGAAUGACGAUUCCAGCCACACGCCAUUAUUACAAACGACGACCAGCUGCCUUCAAGGCCUGUCGUUUAGAUCUAAAAUCACCAGUUACGGAAAUUUCGAUGGCAAAGAAUGGGCAAAAAACGAAUGUCGUGGAACAUGCGAAGUUGUUUACAGUGGUCAAUAUAAAACAACUGUAGGAUUUGGAAAACAUAAUUGCAACAGUAAUCUUCAGAGCAACAACUAUAUUGGUUUUUGGUGUUAUUGGAAUUAUGACGGCGCUGUGAUGAUGAUCGGUGGUGGAGGCGAUGAUUGCGACAGAGCAGAUCAUGGUAUUGGUAUUACAGAAAGUAAUUCAGCCUCGUUUGGAGGUAAAGAAGAUCAUUUCGACUUCGGCGAAAUAGAUAAAUACCUUCCCAGCGUGCCCACCACGUAUUCACUUAACCUUUGGGUUCGCUAA